Molecule: messenger RNA, 384 nt
Organism: Exaiptasia diaphana
Lineage: Eukaryota; Metazoa; Cnidaria; Anthozoa; Actiniaria; Aiptasiidae
Product: G patch domain-containing protein 8
Exons: 5
Molecular function (GO): nucleic acid binding
Source: RefSeq, a predicted model, not a curated record
AUUUUCCAAAAUGGCGGCGAAGUUUGCCCGUUUUCAUGAGAAGCGUUCUUAUGAAACGUCUGCAGAUCAGGAUAUGUUUGAUCGCGAGGAUGACGAGGAGUUAUUGGAGGUCGAGAAAGCAACUUUGGACGUUCCCAUUUCAGAGGACAAUGUUGGUUAUCAACUUAUUCUCAAGAUGGGAUGGAAGUCUGGAUCUGGAUUAGGAAGAAAGUUGCAAGGAAGAACAGACCCAAUACCAAUUGUAUUGAAGGAGGACUUUACAGGCAUUGGAAAAAUGAAAGAAGAGAUGGCUCAUGCUGAAGAGAGUACUAGCAAAAGGAAAACCUUAGAGAUUGAAAAGGAAGAAACAGAGGAAUUAAAGCAGAAAUAUCUGGUAGGGAUGAA